Molecule: messenger RNA, 957 nt
Organism: Trichoplax adhaerens
Lineage: Eukaryota; Metazoa; Placozoa; Uniplacotomia; Trichoplacea; Trichoplacidae
Exons: 3
Coding region: 1-957 (318 amino acids)
Biological process (GO): unsaturated fatty acid biosynthetic process
Cellular component (GO): endoplasmic reticulum membrane
Molecular function (GO): stearoyl-CoA 9-desaturase activity; iron ion binding
Source: RefSeq, a predicted model, not a curated record
AUGGGAUUUCAAGGAUCAUCUACUACUACUGUCUCAGAAGUAAAAAAUAAAGCUACAGCUGUGAAUGACGAAUUGCCUCCUCUCAGAGAGCAAAUUAUUUGGAAAAAUGUUCUUAGGUUUGGGUUCUUCCAUGUCCUUUACAUCAAAGGCUUGACUCUUCUACCUUACGUAAAAGGAUGGUCAAUAGUUUGGAUUUUUGUUCUUCAUUUUUUCGGAUCGCUUGGCAUAACAGCUGGCGUGCAUCGCCUAUGGAGUCAUAGGUCAUACAAAGCAUCGACUGCAAUGCGUAUAUUUCUUAUGUUGUGCAAUUCCAUGACAUACGAAAAUAGCAUAUUACAUUGGGCCAGAGAUCAUAGAGUUCAUCAUAAAUUUACUGAUACUAAUGCUGACCCCCACAGCGCUGGUCGAGGAUUUUUCUUCAGUCAUAUCGGCUGGUUAUUGGUAAAGAAGAACCAUAGAACUAAGGAAGAAGGAGAUAAAAUCAAUUAUGAUGAUUUAUAUCAAGAUAAGGUCGUUAUGUUUCAGUACAGGUACUAUGGACUUACAGUGUUGGUGUGCUGGCUCUUAUUUCCUCUAUUAGUUCCGAUGCUAGCUUGGCAAGAAACCUUCAUGAAUUCCCUCUUUGUAUGCGUAUUUUUACGUCAUGGAAUGAUUCUUCAUGCUACAUACUGCAUUAAUAGCUUCUCGCAUUUCUUUGGAAUGAAACCUUACGAUCGCCACAUGAAACCUACAGAAAAUCAUCUUACUAACUUUGUUAUAGCUGGUGAAGGUUUUCACAACUAUCAUCAUUCGUUUCCGUAUGACUAUUCCGCUAGCGAAUUUCGCAUAUUUAAUGUUUCAACAUUAUUCAUCGAUUUUUGCGCUUUCCUCGGUCUAGCUAGUCAUAGACGUAGAGUGUCACCAGAAGCGAUUAAGAGAAGGAUACAAAGGACUGGAGACGGUUCUCACAAAGGCUAA